AUGCGUGACGUGCGAAACUGCCCCCUCCUCAUUCAAAUGCACAUUCAAACGGUCCUCUCUAAAGUCCCUAGUCACCAUUUGCCCCGGCGAAAUGACGCGAUGCUCCUCAGGGAGAUGUUUCUUGCAAAAGAUUUCAGUGUGCUCUGUGUCGGAGAGCUUCUUCCCCACGAGUUUGUUCUGCCAUUCUUCGGUCUUAUUGCCGGGCUGGCUGGUGACUCCGGGUACAACGAGGGGCAUAUUGAAUGUGUUGACUGGUAG
Pochonia chlamydosporia 170 is the source of this 258-nucleotide messenger RNA. RefSeq lists its product as hypothetical. Bases 1 to 258 code for a protein of 85 amino acids. The transcript is spliced from 2 exons. NCBI's taxonomy places the organism in Eukaryota, Fungi, Ascomycota, Sordariomycetes, Hypocreales, Clavicipitaceae. The record is from RefSeq and is a predicted model, not a curated record.